Messenger RNA from Gongylonema pulchrum, 561 nucleotides. NCBI's taxonomy places the organism in Eukaryota, Metazoa, Nematoda, Chromadorea, Rhabditida, Gongylonematidae. The record is from the annotation of a GenBank genome assembly.
GAAUCGUUAUAUGCACUUUGCAUGAAUUGUCUACCGAUGCGCCCUUUCCCAAUACCGUCAUCAGUGCCACCGCCAAUAACUUUUUCGCUUCCCGCUGUUCCGAGAAGUUCAGAGCAACCUCAUCCAUGUUCAUCUGACACGAAAGCAGACAGUUCCGUUAGUUGCCCUCGGCCCGUUCGACAAGAGGACGUCACUGCAUGCAGCGAUGAAAAGCUUGGCGGUGACGAAGACACUGUUUUCUUUUCAGUGAUUCCGACAUAUUGCAUUGAUGAAAAUGGCGAUCCGGUUCUGGAUGAGCUUCCGGUCAGAAAAAAAAAGUCUGUGUCAAAUGUCAAGGUCUAUUUCAAGUGUCAAGAUCUGCGCAGCAGGUCUGUUCCGAGGCUCUCGACGACCACUCUGGCCAGUGGUUAUGCGCAUUAUUUCGCCGAAUUUAUGCAGGGAGCCACUGGGAGAGGAUUGGAGCCGUCCUCACUGUCAUCUACUCGAAGUAAUGGCGGCGAAGAGGAGGAAGUGUUUGCUGAAUUGGUAGACAACGCUGCAAAGGUAUGUAUCACUGGAUAA